AGAGUGUGCACUGAGUGACACAGCCCUAAAGAGUGAAAAGCUCCGUGAGGUCUGGUGCCCAGAGAGUUGAGGCUGUUCCGAGCAAGGCCGGUGGAGAGCGGAAAUCGCCUGAGCCAGUUGUGUGGCCGUCAUGCCUCAAACCCGAUCCCAGACACAAGCUUCCAUCAGCUUUCCGAAAAAGAAGCAAUCUAAGACCCUGAACAAAACAAACUCCCGGGACAGUGAAGUGAAGCUUAGAAACGCCCAGCCUGUACCCACCACUCCGUGUGCAGACGUAAAAAUUCUGCCUCUCAGUCCCCGAAAACGUUUGGGCGAUGACAACCUGUGCAACACUCCUCGUUUAUCUCCCUGUUCCCCGCCAAAGCUGGGCAAGAAAGAAAACGGCCCCCCUCGCUCACAUACACGGAAGGGGUGCAGACUAGUAUUCGAUGAUGAGCUGAUAGGUAAGGCUUCCACCCAAAAAGAACAAGACAGGGGUCACCAACACCAGAUCCUUUCCUCCGCUCAAAGAAGUCAAGAGAGCGAAACACAUCCUGAGCAGCCAUGUCCACCGGAGAAGGAGUCUGCGAGUAUCAGACUGUUCAAGCAGGAAGGCACUUGCUAUCAGCAAGCAAAGCUUGUCCUGAAUACAGCUGUCCCGGAUCGGCUGCCUGCCAGAGAACAGGAGAUGGGUGUCAUCAGGGAGUUUCUGAAGGAGCACAUCUGUGGGAAAAAAGCUGGGAGUCUCUACCUUUCUGGCGCUCCUGGGACUGGAAAAACUGCCUGUUUAAGCCGGAUUCUGCAAGACUUCAAGAAGGAAAUAAAAGGCUUUAAAACUAUCCUGCUGAAUUGCAUGUCCCUGAGGAGUGCCCAGGCUGUGUUCCCAGUCAUUGCUCAGGAGCUUGGUCGGGAGGAGCUCUGCAGACCAGCUGGGAAGGACUUGACGAGAAAGCUGGAGAAGCACCUGACGGCCGAGAAGGGCCCCAUGAUUGUGUUGGUGUUGGAUGAGCUGGAUCAGCUGGACAGCAAAGGGCAGGAUGUAUUAUACACACUGUUUGAGUGGCCGUGGCUAAGCAACUCCCGAUUGGUGCUCAUUGGUAUUGCUAAUACCCUGGAUCUCACGGACAGAAUUCUGCCAAGACUUGAAGCUAGAGAAAACUGUAAGCCACAGUUACUGAACUUCCCGCCUUAUACCAGGAAUCAGAUAGCUGCAAUCUUGCAGGAUAGACUUAAUCAGGUGUCAAGAGACCAAGUUCUGGACAGUGCUGCAAUCCAGUUCUGUGCCCGCAAAGUGUCUGCUGUUUCGGGGGACAUCCGUAAAGCGCUGGAUGUUUGCAGACGAGCUAUUGAAAUUGUGGAGUCUGAUGUCAGGAGCCAGACAAUCCUCAAGCCACUCUCUGAAUGUAAAUCACCCUGCGAGUCACCGGUUCCCAAGCGUGUUGGUCUUGCUCACAUAUCCCAAGUCAUUUCGGGAGUUGAUGGGAACAGGGUGACUUUGAGCCAAGAAAACACACAGGAUUCCCUUCCUCUCCAGCAGAAGAUCUUGGUUUGCUCUUUGCUGCUCUUGACCAGGCAGCUGAAAAUCAAAGAGGUCACCUUGGGGAAGUUAUAUGAAGCCUACAGUAGCGUCUGUCGCAAACAGCAGGUGGCAGCUGUAGACCAGUCUGAGUGUUUGUCCCUUUCAGGACUCCUAGAGUCCAGGGGCAUUGUGGGAUUAAAGAAGAAUAAGGAGAGUCGCCUCACCAAGGUAUCUCUGAAGAUUGAAGAAAAGGAAGUAGAGCAUGUCCUGAAAGGCAAAGCUUUCCUUGGGAACAUCCUCGCUGCUGGCCUGCCCUGAAUGUCUCUCUCACUUACCGCAGAAUGUCUCUACUCACUCACUGCAGGUGUCCCGCUGGCAUUUGGCAGCCCGGGGAGUCUUCAUUUUAGUAAGGGUUGUGGAAACAGUUACAGCCUUUUUGAUUCCGCACCAGUAAAUUUUAGCGUAUGGAUUCAUGAGUGUUAGCACUAGCUAAUAUCUUUGGCUCUCAUUGUUUUUACCCGUAAAAAUGACUGAGUAGCUGGGUAUGGUGGAGUAUGCCUGUGAUCCCAGCACUUGGGAAAUAGAGUCAGGAGUUCAAGGCCAUCCUUUGCUACAUAAUGAGUUUGGGGUGGCCUAGACUACAUUAGACUCUGUAAAAAUAAAACCAAUGACCCCUUUUUAAGCAAUUUCAGUACUUUCCCCUUUCACGUUCCUAGCCACGGUACCUGCAAGUAUAUACAGACUUGUGUUGAAGAAUUGUAUAUGUAUUACCUCUAUCUACAAAGGAUAUAUUUUGUAAAGAACUUUGAGGUUUAGAAGGAGGAAGUGGAAUGAUCCAGAAAAAAAUACACAAGCCUACGUGGAAAUAUAAAGGACAUUUUGUUCAGAGGAUGCUCCACUCAUGUGACAGGUGCUGCUGCUCUGGACUUUUUAAAGACAGAUGAUGAUUCUCCAGUGCUCCCCACCAGUGUGGGGUGAUACGGAGGGUGUAACUACGCACUGUGAAUAUAUUUAUUUUCAAGUUC
Molecule: messenger RNA, 2523 nt
Organism: Grammomys surdaster
Lineage: Eukaryota; Metazoa; Chordata; Mammalia; Rodentia; Muridae
Gene: Cdc6
Product: cell division cycle 6
Exons: 12
Coding region: 131-1816 (561 amino acids)
Biological process (GO): DNA replication initiation; cell division; mitotic DNA replication checkpoint signaling
Cellular component (GO): nucleus
Molecular function (GO): DNA replication origin binding; ATP hydrolysis activity
Source: RefSeq, a predicted model, not a curated record